Molecule: messenger RNA, 2790 nt
Organism: Patella vulgata (common limpet)
Lineage: Eukaryota; Metazoa; Mollusca; Gastropoda; Patellidae
Exons: 3
Coding region: 348-1751 (467 amino acids)
Source: RefSeq, a predicted model, not a curated record
AUGCCAUUGGCUGCGUUUGCGUUAUGCUUAACGUGUAGUUUAAUAGCUUGGGCUUGGCAAUUAUUUUUGAUUUAUCAAGACCCACUAGCAAUAUAAUUAUCGCACGUAUAGCGGAUUGAAGUGGCUUAAGGCCCAGAAUUUAAUGACGAUUGAAUUGCACGAGUUAUUAUUGUUUUUCUGCAUUAGCAAAACGCAGACGUGUUCUUUCUCAGUGUAGCGGCCAUGUUGGCAACUUGUAUAAACUUUUAAUUCAUAAACCGGAUCGCUUAAGACAAACGUCGGAUAAAGAAACAUGUUUUUAAGAGAAUUUAUCAGAUAGAAAGUAUUUGUGAAAUUUGAUCUCAGCAAUGGCAUCUUCGAAACCGGUCAAUGUAGAUAACUCUGUGACUUUAGACGAUGUUCGCCGUAUUAAGAAUGGAGGGUGCGAACCUACGUCUCUUGAUAAUGAUCAGCAUUCCGAAUCCAGUUACACAGACAGUCUGGAUGCCAAUUCCACGGAUGAUAAACCAAAAGUCAAAGGCAGACGAAAGAAAAAAUCUCGACUUCCAGUUCUAAAAGAUGCGCCUUUAUCCGGACCUAAAACGGCUAAUCCGCCCCAACGAGUAAACAGUCCAGACUCCAUAGAAGGGGAGAGAGUCGAAGGAGAAAACCCGGGUAACGACGAAACUGUUGUGAACGGAGCUUAUAAUUGUUGUUCGGAAGCAACAGAGAAUAGAGAUAAACUUUCAGAGAAAAGGUGUCAAAGGAGUCAUUCGACUGAAGAACAUGGAUCUAAAAAUUCCAGUCGCUCUAGUCUGUCCAGGCGGGAAACAAUCGACUUAGGUGAGACCAAGACCAAAUGUUGUGCUGGGCAGGGAUUGAAAGAAGGAAAAAUGGACAUGUUCAUGAACUCUAACGAAUGCAUCUUAAUCCCACAUCCUCAUGGACAACCGGUCCACAAAGAUACCAUCACUAGUCGAAUGAGAAUUGAGAAAGCACACAAUGAACACAUGGAAUCCGACAAAUCCGCCUUAGAUUAUCUAACACCCUUUCAGAGAAAAGAACACGCCAUCAAGGAUCUGAAAAGAGAGCAAAGAAAGUUGAACAAACUCCUCGAAGAAAGACAUAUGGAAAUUGAGCAUCUUCGGGAAGGUCUUGGCAAAGAAGCUCGGGAGCUGUUGACAACCAAAGACGAUAAAAUUGAGGAAGUUCAGAAACAGUUCGAUGACAUGGAAAAGAAAUACGAAGAGUUGAAAAGAUCGUACGAGGAGUCGGUGAAGACGGUUACUAAUCUGGAGGCAACGGUAGAGGACCUAAAGGAAAAUAUAGCAGAUAUUAAUCAGAAACACGAAGCUUUAUAUUUGGAGAUGUAUGUCAAAGGUCAAAAUGCUGCCAGAUACGAACGAGAAGAAGAACUCCUAUUCUUCCAGAUUGAGCACAUGGCAGGUAAAGCGAACAACAAACUGUUUAAAAAGUCCAAGGAACAACCCGAUGUCAACAUAAAAGAACUUUUAGCGAAGUUAAAUCGCACCCAAGAAGAACUUGCCAAAUGGCAGUCAUUAAGACGUCAGGAAUCUUACCAAGAAUCUGAUAAACCAGAAACGGAAGCCGAAGCCACGCUAAGAUUUCUCCGUGAUUCAUUUUACCACUAUAUGACCGAUUCCAAAGGCCAAGACGACCAUAUGAGAGCUAUGAUUCAAAUAUUUAAUUUCACGGAGGUUCAGAAGAAAAAACUUACCAAAUGUCUUCUAGAUAGAAAAUCUAAAACAUAGGUCCUAUGUUCUUAAGAAUUAGUAAUUAUUAAAAAAAAACCGCAAGUAUAGCGACAUGAGGAAAAACUCAAUGAAAUCCGUAACAUAUUUCCAAAUUCUAAACUGGAAAUAAUUUGGGAUUGAUAAUACUGCUUAAUAAAACUAAUGUAGUCAGAAAUUCAGUAAUGGGUUACUGUGCGAAAAUGUUUCCACUUUUAAAUUAUUUCUGCAUUCUAAUAUGGGCUUAAAAAGAUGGUGGGUGUUGAUGUGGCAAUGUGUUAUCUGCAUACAAGACAUGGUGGUAAUUUCUUUUUUCUGUAGCUUAUUUUCUCCUUUCACUAUAAUACGCGAAAGGUGAGAUAUAUGACAUUAUUGGGCACUAGCAUGAGGCUAAUGUAGGGUAGAUUCCCCUUUUUAAAGAUGCUAUAUAUUGUACAAUAUGUACUGGUAUAGUAUUAUGUAUAUACAGUAAUUAAUGAGUUGAUAUUAAUUUAACCCAUUGUGACUUAAGGUGCCAAAUAUCAGUAAUCAGGCAUUCGUGAAUGUCGGGAUAUAUGUACCACUGUGCCUUAUUGUAUUAUUCAGUAAAACUAUUGCUAAAUAAACCAUAUUUUUUUUAUAUUUUUAAUGAUAUUCAGGAAUUGGUCAAGUAUUGAGCCUUUUUUUUUUAUUAACCUCCCUGGGAAUCAUAUAAAGACCAUAUUUGACUGGCAUUCUGUGAAGUUGGCUUUCUGGAGAAUUUAUCUUUUAGCCAAUUUACAUGUCAUAAACUGGGGUGCAUCAAAGAAUUUAACCGUAAACACAUUUUUUUUUUUAAUGUAAAAGCAUAUAAAAAAAAUAAAUAAUAUAUCUAAUUUGUCUCUUGGGAUUCCAAAUCAGUAUGAAAACCGGUCUACUAUAAAGACGAAUUUAUAUCAAUGCCAUAUGCCGUAAGAUACAAAAAAAAUGACUGGCUGGCAAAACGUUGUAGUAUAAGCUCUGGUCUAUUGCGCUGACAUUAUUUUGGUGGUAAAAUAAUAAUUGAAGUUUACAGUUAUGACGUCAAACUAACAAAAUAUUU